AUGGCAACCAUCACUCCUCCGGGCUGGUCACGGACCAGCAUCUGUGCAAACAGAUAUGCUGGACAGCAGGGCUGCCAAAUGGGAGGCAGAUUCGCAUGCAAAGCCUGUCUUCUGGUCGCUUAUUGCGGGCCGGUAUGUCAGAAGGCCCAUUGGUCACCGCUAUUGAAAAGCACCUGGCAGCCGGGAUGGGCGUUGGAACGUCGCACACCGGCAUUCGUGGGCGGGCUUUUGUUUGGCGCGUCCGGGGACCUUAGGAACGUCGUCAGGACCAUUGCAAUGCUUCCGGAGGACUUUCGCGGAAAGGUUUCCGUGACUCUCAAUGAUAGAGAUUUUGGCAUCGUCGCUCGGAAUAUCAUCAUGUUGCUUGUCAUCUUCCUUUCUCAAGAGUUGGACGAAGCUGUAGAAAGCGUAAUCCACCUUUGGUAUUCGGCAUUCAUCAAGGAUUUGCAUAUGGAUCUCCUCGAUAACAGGGUGCGGCCCUUAGUGGAAACAGUCUGCGGAAAAAUCGGAUCUAAAUCGCCUAGAUCGCUCCUAGGGAAGACGUGGGUGUUCGGCUCUCGCUCGCUGCGCGUGGUUCUGCGGAAGGAAGAGUGGCUGCUACUCCCCUCCCAUCUGCAGCUUCCACAUAACUGGUCAAAGAGCCGAGCACAAGAGGUCCGCACCGCUUGCACGAUGGCAGAGGAGCGUAGGGACUACAGAGAGCGACGAAUGCUGUCACAAUUACCGUCCCACCCUCUGUGCGCAGAUAAGUUUCGUAGAGAUGGUAUCCUACUGCUAUUUGGCUUUUCGAUAGAAGAUUUCAGCACCCCCAACCCAACUAUCUUUGGCAAGACAGAAGACUGGCCAAUGAAUGAUUCUGCUGACCCUUUCGAUGGUUGGGACUUAAGAGAAGUCUUACAGAUACACUGUGGCCCAGCCAGCAAUGACAUCUACGGGAAGCUGCAUUGGUUCUUGACACAUCUCCUCUCUCGAUUUUACCACCGUGUCUCGAAUUUGGAAAUACAGUUCGAACUCCUAAAUUUCGACGCCGAGAUCUUACCCGACCAUCUCAACUCACUCACUCCAUCUAGGUUUCCAAUGUUUCCGAUGGCGGAUAUCUUGGACUUGCAAAAACACUGUGGAUCUUUGGACGUUCUGCUUGACGGUCCACACGACAACCCGCACGCAACACUCGUGACUCUCUUUAUGAACGCGGUAGAUGAGAUGGCAGAUGGAAAGGAGGAAGAAAUAAGCCUCAAAGCCGAGAUGAUGCAGCUUAUGAAAUACCUGUCCCCAAAGGGCCUCGGCUUUUCGCAGGGCGACCCGUGGAUGGUGAAUAUGCUCGCGGCUCGGCCGCUCGUUCGUGACGUGGAGACUUUCUUCGACAGGUAUAUGGAAAUCCACCGCUUCAAGGAAGCUGAAAAGCUGUUUGGCCUCAAGAUGAAGGAACCUCAUACGAUUAUUGAACCAUGGCCUACAAGGCUCAAGUUACGACAUGGUGAACGAGGCUGGGAGGACGAGUUCAAAAUCAGGCACAGCUCUGCUCACUUUGGAUGCGAGCGUUACGUGGAAUGGAAGAGGAUCGACUCAAUUCCACAACUUCCGCAGGAACUAGCUUGA
Westerdykella ornata is the source of this 1599-nucleotide messenger RNA. RefSeq lists its product as uncharacterized. Bases 1 to 1599 code for a protein of 532 amino acids. The transcript is spliced from 8 exons. The record is from RefSeq and is a predicted model, not a curated record. Lineage: Eukaryota; Fungi; Ascomycota; Dothideomycetes; Pleosporales; Sporormiaceae.